UCCAAAUCUGCGCUCAUUACCAAACGUCCGACCUCUUUCUCUCUUUAUUGCGAAGUUGACAUCUCCUACUGCUAACGGAAAUAUAAAUGACGGUCGAUAUUGCCUCAUAAUAGCCAGUUACAAGUGGUUGAUAGCAUCGGCUAAUGAAACCAAAUCUGGCAACUCUACCAUUGCUGACGAUAACGCACGCCUCUCAGAGUCAUGGACCAAUCGUCUGAUACAAACGAAGCAGUAUCUUCAUCUAGACGAGGUGUUUCCGAGAAUCAAGAAGACCAAGAUUACGGAAGCCUUCGCCGACGGAGCAGAGCUUCGAGGAGAUCCACCCUUCGGAGCACGGCCCCCAUAACAACGGCUGGUCAGGGAACUCAAUUCAACCUUGCCGGUCCCAGCGACUCUCAACAAUUGCGCAGCGCGCAUGAGCCCUUUGUUCAUCCAGGCUAUGGAGAUCUUAAUCCGUCAUACGAACAGCCAAACAAUGCCAAGCCAAUAUGGAGUUUGGCAAAGCCAUUGCCGCGCGUUGUUCGUCCGGGAAUGGUCCCAACCAAGAAUGAAUUGCUGGAGAACUGUGUCAACGCAGAGCUGCCGGCUGAAAACUCCCAAAAGCUGGGACUGGAUAUUGACCCGAAUGAGCUUGAAAAGGGUCGCAUCGAUAAGUCGGCAGAUGUGCGCAAGAUGGCAGCGCAAGUCACCGAUGCCCGGGUGCAGAGAGAAAAUAACUUUAUCAAAACCAUCCUAGCAUCGGAUGCUGAGUCGACGACUGGAGAAAUUCCUCAGCUUGUGAAGACAAGAUCAAGCCAAAGACGACCUACUAUUACGCGCCCGUCGGUCCAGAGUCCUCUGUAUACUGUGGAAGAGGGCGAGUCUGAGCAUGCAAGUACCGCAUCGAAGAAAAGACUAAGCCGUGAGUCUCAGCGGCUAGACGAGGGCGAGGGAGAAAUUGAUUUAGGACCAGACGAACUCAUUGAGGGCAACAGGUCUCUCGAAACACUUCGCCUCGAUCAAGAGGCAUAUCCGGAGGAUCUUCACCCAUUAGUCCAGAAUUUAGUGGAAGACGAAAUUCACAACAACCAUACUGUCUGGUCUGUUGUCCGCACCCAUCAUCGCGAAGCGUUGGCCGAAUCUCUUGCGGUCUUCAUUCAACUGACCGUCGGAUUUUGCGCCGACAUUGCCGUUACCGUGGCCAAUGCCGGUAACCCUAAUACUACAGCCUGGGCCUGGGGCUUUGCUACCAUGAUAGGGAUCUACAUCUCUGGUGGCGUUUCUGGAGCUCAUCUGAACCCUACAAUCACUAUUAUGUUAUGGUUCUACCGUGGAUUUCCUAAGCGCAAGAUGCCCGAGUAUUUUCUUGCACAGUUUAUUGGGGCCUUUUGUGCGUGUUUUGCUGCAUAUGGUGUCUAUUACGUGUCUAUCCAGCAUUAUCUCUCGACUAGCACAGGCACAGAUCAAGACAUUAUGAAUUGCUUCGUCACAAACCAGCGCAGCGCAUACAUUAAUGUCCCUACAGCUCUGUUCAAUGAGUUUGUAGGCACAAUGUGUCUGACUGUCGUUGUGCUAGCACUCGGCGACGACCAAAAUGCACCCCCUGGUGCGGGCAUGAACUCUCUUAUUAUUGGCCUAGUUAUUACGUGUCUCACUAUCAGUUUCGCCAACCAGACCGGCGCUGCUCUUAACCCGAGCCGUGACUUUGGGCCACGAUUGGCGCUCUUGGCGCUUGGCUAUGGUUCUGAGCUAUUCACAAAUCCUUAUUGGUUCUAUGGCCCUUUCGCAGGUACGCUCAUGGGUUCAUUUACCGGGGCGUUCCUUUACGAUUUCUUUAUAUUUACUGGUGGUGAAUCCCCAGUCAAUUAUCCUCUAGACCGGACACAGCGUGCCUUGCGUAAGAGUCGAAUGAAGUGGCGGCGUCGGCUACACUUGACUCCUAAAGAGGGCGAGGAUAAGAUUGUUUAG
Molecule: messenger RNA, 1947 nt
Organism: Trichoderma asperellum CBS 433.97
Lineage: Eukaryota; Fungi; Ascomycota; Sordariomycetes; Hypocreales; Hypocreaceae
Source: RefSeq, a predicted model, not a curated record